GGCCCCGCCCAGGGAGCGGCGGCGGCGGCGGCGGUAUGGAGCGGCGGCUCCCGGGGCUGUCGGCGCUGGGUGUGCUGGGCCGGCGGCUGCUGUGGGCGCUGCCCGCCUACGCCGCGGGGCUCCUGGGGCUGGGGGCGGGCGCGCUGGUGCUGGCGCUGGCGCUUUACGCCGGUUGGCGGCGGCGGCGGCGCGCCCGGCAGCGCGGGUUGGAGUUGGCCGCCCGCCUGCAGCGCGACGAGGAGGCCGCCGUGCGCGCCGCCGCCGCCGCCGGGCUGGGCGCGGCUGCCGGGGAGCUGCCGGCAUGGGUGAGCUUCCCGGACGUGGAGAGGGCGGAAUGGCUGAACAAGGUGCUGGCGCAGGCCUGGCCCUUCUUCGGGCAGUACAUGGAGAAGCUGCUGGUGGAGAACAUCGCCCCGGCCAUCCGGGCCUCCAACACCCACCUCCAGACCUUCACCUUCACCAGGGUGGACAUGGGCGAGAAGCCUCUCCGGGUCCUGGGGGUCCGGGCUCACCCCGGCGCCCACAAGAAGCAGAUCCUGCUGGAUCUCAACAUCAGCUACGUGGGUGACGUCCAGAUCGACGUGGAGGUGAAGAAGUUCUUCUGCAAGGCGGGGGUGAAAGGCAUGCAGCUGCACGGGAUGCUGCGGAUCAUCCUGGAGCCCCUCAUCGGGGACGUCCCCAUCGUGGGGGCCCUCACCAUGUUCUUCAUCCGGCGGCCGACCUUGGACAUCAACUGGACGGGGAUGACCAACCUCCUGGACAUCCCGGGGCUCAGCUCCAUGUCGGACACGAUGAUCAUGGACGCCAUCUCCUCCUACCUCGUCCUUCCCAACCGCCUCCUGGUCCCGCUGGUCCCCGACCUCCACGAUGCCGCCCAGCUCCGCUGCCCCCUGCCCCGGGGGGUGGUGCGGGUGCACCUCCGGGCCGCCCGGGACCUGCGCUCGAAGGAUCGGUUCAGGGGGCUGGUGGAGGGCAAGUCGGACCCUUACGCCGUCCUGCGGGUGGGCACCCAGGUGGCCACCAGCCGCGUCAUCGACAACAACCUCAACCCCACCUACGAGGUCUACGAGUUCAUCGUCCACGAGGUGCCGGGGCAGGAGAUGGAGGUGGAGCUGUUUGACAAGGACCCCGACCAGGACGAUCUCCUGGGCAGGAUGAAGCUGGAUUUUGGGGAGGUGCUGAAGGCCCGGGUGCUGGAGGAGUGGUUCCCGCUGCAGGAGGGGGGCCGGGGGCGGCUGCACCUGCGCCUGGAGUGGCUCUCCCUCAUGGCCGACGCCUCCAAGCUGGAGCAGGUUUUGGAGAGGAACCGGACGAUCGUGGCCAAACCCGCCCCGUCUGCCGCCAUCCUGGUCGUGUACCUGGACCGGGCCGAGGAGCUGCCCAUGAAGAAGCCGGGCAAGGAGCCCAACCCCAUGGUGCAGGUCUCGGUGCAGGACGUCACGCAGGAGAGCAAGGUGGUCUAUAACACCUCGGCGCCCGUCUGGGAAGACGCUUUUCGCUUCUUCCUGCACGACCCCGUCAACCAAGACGUGGACAUCCAGGUGAAGGACGACCCCCGUCAGGGCAGCCUGGGGUCCCUCUCGCUGCCCCUCUCCCGCCUGCUGCAGGCGCCGGAUCUCACCCUGCACCAGCCCUUCCAGCUCCAGCGCUCGGGGCCCGGCAGCCGCCUCCACAUGAAGCUGGUCCUGCGGGUGCUCUUCUUCGACGCCCCAGAGAACGCUGGCCCCCCACCCACCCCCCCAGGGCAGCUAGACCCCCCUGCCAGCACCGGCGGCACCCACCGGCCCCCCCAGGCCAGCCCCGACCCACAGUUCGGCACCGAGCGCGUGCUGCGGAUCCACCUCCUGGAGGCCGAGAACCUGGUGGCCAAAGACAACUUCUUCAAGGGGGUGGUGCGGGGCCGCUCCGACCCCUACACCAAGGUCCGGGUGGCCGGGAGGGUCUUCCGCAGCCGCGUGAUCAAGGAGGACCUCAACCCCCGCUGGAACGAGGUCUACGAGGCCAUCGUGGACAACAUCCCGGGGCAGGACGUGGAGUUCGAGCUCUUCGACAAGGACAUCGAUAAGGACGACUUCUUGGGCCGGUGCAAGGUGCCGCUGAGGCGGGUGCUGAGCAGCUGCGUCGUGGAUGAGUGGCUGCCCCUGGAGGAGGUGAAGUCGGGGCGGCUGCACGUGCGGCUGGAGAGCCUGGACCCCCGCCCCAGCGUCGCCCUCCUCCAGCAGGUAACGGCCCCCGGGACACCAGGUGCCUUCGCCAGCCUGGCCGUGCGUGACGUCUCCGUCAAGACCAAGACCUGCGCCCCGACGGCCGAGCCCGUGUGGGACGAAGGCUUCUCCUUCCUCAUCAAGCGGCCGCACGUGGAGUCGCUGGAGCUGCAGGUGAAGGAGGAGGGGGGGGCAGCCCCUGGGGGCCCUCAGCCUCCCCUGCCCCAGCUCCUGGCCUCCGAGGGGCUGGCGCUGGACGGAUGGUUCCCGCUGGCCGGGGGGGGGCCCGGCAGCCAGAUCCUGCUGCGGGCACAGCUGGGGGUGCUGGUGUCGCAGCAGGCGGAGGCGGGGGCCGGCGGCGUGUCCCCGGCUGGGGGGGACGCUGCCCCCCAGCCCGCCGAGGCGCCGGGGGAGGAGGAGUGUGGGGCUGGGGGGCUGCGCCAGCGCCUGCCCCCGCCCGAUAGCCGCCCGGAGCCGGUGGAGGGUCCCCUGGGCCGGCUGCAGCUGACGCUCUGGUACCACGGGGCCGAGCACAAGCUGGUGGCCAUCGUCCACGCCUGCAGGAAGCUGAGGCCGGUGUCGAAGGAGCCCCCCGACCCCUACGUGUCCCUGGUGCUGCUGCCCGACCGCAGCCGCGGCUCCAAGAGGAAGACGAGCGUGCAGAGGAAGACCCUCAACCCCGACUUCAACGAGAGGUUCGAGUGGGACGUGUCCCUGGAGGAAGCUUCGCGGCGCAAGUUGGAAGCUCACGUCAAAUCCAGCCCGUCCUUCAUGGCGCGGGAGAAGGAGGCGCUGGGGAAGCUCCAUCUGGACUUGGCGCAGGUGGAUCUGGCCGAGGGGGGGGCCCACUGGUACGACCUGCAGGAGGAGCGGAGCAGCCCCUAGAGCUGGGGCCCCCCCCGGACCCCAUCGUGCCUGGGGCAGUAGGAGGGUGGGGAGGGGGGGGACAGGCCCCCCCCCCCCCCCCCGGG
Messenger RNA from Chroicocephalus ridibundus (black-headed gull), 3175 nucleotides. RefSeq names its product extended synaptotagmin 1 (gene ESYT1). Lineage: Eukaryota; Metazoa; Chordata; Aves; Charadriiformes; Laridae. Gene Ontology annotation, molecular function: calcium ion binding; phosphatidylcholine binding; phosphatidylinositol binding. Gene Ontology annotation, biological process: lipid transport. Gene Ontology annotation, cellular component: endoplasmic reticulum membrane; extrinsic component of cytoplasmic side of plasma membrane. The record is from RefSeq and is a predicted model, not a curated record.